This is a messenger RNA of Pisolithus orientalis, 537 nucleotides long. RefSeq names its product cyclin-dependent kinase regulatory subunit. The record is from RefSeq and is a predicted model, not a curated record. NCBI's taxonomy places the organism in Eukaryota, Fungi, Basidiomycota, Agaricomycetes, Boletales, Pisolithaceae. Gene Ontology annotation, biological process: regulation of mitotic cell cycle. Bases 113 to 505 code for a protein of 130 amino acids. Gene Ontology annotation, cellular component: cyclin-dependent protein kinase holoenzyme complex; SCF ubiquitin ligase complex. The transcript is spliced from 2 exons. Gene Ontology annotation, molecular function: ubiquitin binding; cyclin-dependent protein serine/threonine kinase activator activity; histone binding.
CUCAGUGCUCAGCGCUUCAGCAGUAGUUCGCGUGUGGGACGCGGUUGUGGAAUAUCUUAGCCAAGCUCUCUUCCUUCUGUACUAUCACUCUAAGCUCUAUUUCACGCGGAUUAUGGCAGAUCCACAGCUUGCCAACAAGAUCGAAGAAUACAUCGAAAAAAUCCACUAUUCCGAUCGCUACACGGAUGAUCACUACGAAUACCGUCAUGUCAUUUUACCCAAACCUCUUCUCAAGUUUAUACCAAAGGAAUUUUUUGAUGAGAAGGAGGGCACUCUUCGUUUGCUGACAGAAGCUGAAUGGAGAGGGAUCGGGAUCACCCAGAGCCUCGGAUGGCAGCAUUAUGAAGUUCACGGUAUGUAUGACUUCUUUGUGCUAACCUCACAUGUCGUUGAAUCCUCUCCAGCUCCCGAACCUCACGUAUUGCUAUUCCGUCGACCUAGGAACUAUGUACCCCCAGCACAACCUCAGCAAGCCGCUAAGGCAUCUAACUCCAGGAAGAAGUAACCGUGUGUACAUUCGCUCAUUUAUUUGUAGCU